GGGGGUCGUGAGGCUGCCCCCCACUCUCGGCCCUACAUGGUCUCGCUGCAGGAGGCAGGCAGCCACCUGUGCGGGGGAGUCCUUGUGCACCCAAAGUGGGUGUUGACCGCUGCCCACUGCCUGGAACCACCGACGGCAAGGCUGAGGCUGGUGCUGGGCCUGCACACCCUGGCCGACCCCAAUCACCGGGGCCUCUCCUUCCCCAUCAGGGUGGCCGUGCCCCACCCAGGCUACCAGGCAGCCCCCAAGCUGAAGAACGACCUCGCCUUGCUGAAGCUGGCUGGAAAGGUAAAUUCCACCAAGACCAUCCGGCCGCUGUCCCUGCCCAGCAAGCGCAAGGUCCUGCCGGCGGGCGCGAGGUGCAGCAUGGCCGGCUGGGGGCUGACCCGCCCAGGGGGACCACCAGCCCAGGCGCUGCAGGAGCUGGACGUGCGUGUGCUGGACUCCCGGAUGUGUAACAACAGCCGCUUCUGGCACGGCGAGCUCUCGGCACACGAGGUCUGCUUCUCAGCGGACUCCCCAGACCGGGCCCCCUGCAAGGGUGACUCUGGCGGGCCGCUGGUGUGUAGCCCAGGGUCGGUGGCCGGGAUCCUGUCCUUCAGCUCCAAGACGUGCACCAACGUGUUCAGGCCGCCCGUGGCCACUGCUGUGGCCCCUUACCUGUCCUGGAUCAGGAAGGUCAUGCGUCAGGCUGGUCCAGCACUGCAGAAUGGAGAGGGGCCCCCGGGUGCCCCUUACUCAGUGGGGAGGGACCCGUGAGGGGCAGUGAGGGGACAGGGCAUGUCUUGGGAGACCAAUAAAUGAUAAUAAAGGCUGCCUCA
Molecule: messenger RNA, 821 nt
Organism: Echinops telfairi (small Madagascar hedgehog)
Lineage: Eukaryota; Metazoa; Chordata; Mammalia; Afrosoricida; Tenrecidae
Gene: GZMM
Product: granzyme M
Exons: 4
Coding region: 37-759 (240 amino acids)
Biological process (GO): proteolysis
Molecular function (GO): serine-type endopeptidase activity
Source: RefSeq, a predicted model, not a curated record